This is a messenger RNA of Coniosporium apollinis CBS 100218, 4008 nucleotides long. RefSeq names its product ATP-binding cassette, subfamily B (MDR/TAP), member 1. Bases 1 to 4008 code for a protein of 1335 amino acids. Gene Ontology annotation, molecular function: ATP binding; ATP hydrolysis activity; ABC-type transporter activity. Gene Ontology annotation, cellular component: membrane. The record is from RefSeq and is a predicted model, not a curated record. The transcript has 3 exons. Gene Ontology annotation, biological process: transmembrane transport. Lineage: Eukaryota; Fungi; Ascomycota; Dothideomycetes.
AUGAGGGGAGUCAACGAGAAGGCUUCAAACAGCUCGGGCAGUGAGGGCGCCUCCAUCGACGAGAUCACUCAAGACCGCGAGAAGGCUCUAACCGGCCAAGCGCCAGUCCCCGUGGAUCCUGGCGUGUUGGAGAAGCUAGACUCCCGCGUAGUGAAGGUAGAAGAGGGCGACGAUGAUCCUCUUGGGCACCUUCCGGAGCAUGAAAGGCAAAUUCUUAAGCGACAGUUGGAUGUCCCGCCGGUCAAGGUUACCUAUAUCACCCUCUACCGUUAUGCCACUACGUGGGACAAAGUCAUUAUUGCCAUUUCCGCCAUCUGUGCUUUUGCGGGAGGUGCUAUCCUGCCGCUGAUGACGAUCAUAUUUGGACAACUUGCAGGGACUUUCCAGGGACUCUUCCUCGGAACUCUUGCCGAGGGUCAAUUCGCCAGCGACUUGGCGAAGUUCACGUUGUACUUUGUCUAUCUUGGCAUUGGCGAGUUUGUAACAAUCUACAUCACCACAGUGGGCUUCCUCUAUACCGGUGAACACAUCUCGAGCAAGAUGAGAGAGGAGUACCUUCAGGCUAUCUUAAGGCAGAACAUAGGUUUCUUCGACAAGCUCGGUGCCGGCGAAAUCACCACUAGGAUCACAUCCGACUCGAACUUAGUUCAGGACGGCAUAUCUGAGAAGGUCGGGCUUGUUCUGACUUCUCUGGCCAGCUUCAUCACAGCUUUCGUGAUUGGAUUUGUCGUUUAUUGGAAGCUUACACUGAUCCUCACUUCAACAAUCUUCGCCAUCACGUUCACCAUGGGCGGCGGCUCUAACUUCAUGAUGAAGUACAACAAGAAGUCACUGGAGUCGUACGCACUCGGAGGGACUGUAGCAGAAGAGGUUCUGAGCUCCAUUCGGAAUGCCACUGCCUUCAAUACCCAGGACAAAUUGGCUCGCCAGUACGACGUACAUCUGAAAGAGGCCGAGAAGUGGGGCCUCAAGAUGAAGAUCAUUCUGGCGGUGAUGAUUGGGGGAAUGAUGGGCAUAAUCUACCUGAACUAUGGUCUGGCCUUCUGGAUGGGCUCGCGGUAUCUUGUUGCCGGUGAGACGGAGCUGUCAGACAUCAUUACCAUCCUAUUGGCGGUCAUCUUUGGUGCUUUCUCGCUCGGCCACAUUGGACCGUGGAUUUCGGCAUUUACCACUGGAACAGCCGCAGCGGCCAAGAUAUACAGCACCAUCGACAGGGUUUCACCAUUGGAUCCAAUGACGAGUGCCGGGAAGACAUUGGAUGUUGUCGAAGGAACCGUUGAGCUCCGCAAUGUCAAGCAUAUCUAUCCCUCUCGGCCAGAGGUGGUAGUGAUGGAAGACGUUAAUCUUGUUGUACCGGCUGGGAAGACUACUGCGCUUGUUGGAGCUUCAGGCUCAGGAAAGAGUACCAUCGUCGGCCUUGUGGAGAGAUUCUACGACCCUGUUGGGGGCACUGUGCUGCUCGACGGUCACAAUAUCCAGGAUCUAAACCUUCACUGGCUCCGUCGGCAAAUUUCUCUGGUGCAACAAGAGCCCGUACUCUUUGCGGUUAGCAUUUUCAGCAACAUACGACACGGGUUGAUUGGUACGAGCUAUGAGCAUUUGGGUGAGGAAAAGAUCAAAGAGAUGGUAAUAAACGCUGCAAAGAUGUCCAACGCCCAUGAUUUCAUCACCGCCCUACCCGAAGGCUAUGAGACCAACGUUGGCGAGCGUGGCUUCCUAAUGUCGGGUGGACAGAAGCAGAGAAUUGCCAUUGCCCGUGCAAUCGUUAGUGACCCUAAGAUCCUUCUGUUGGAUGAGGCAACCUCCGCCUUGGACACGAAGAGCGAAGGCGUGGUGCAAGCCGCGCUUGACAAAGCAGCUCAGGGCCGCACCACCAUCGUCAUUGCCCACCGUCUGUCGACCAUCAAGGGCGCCGACAACAUUGUUGUCAUGACCAAGGGGAGAAUUGUUGAACAGGGUACCCAUGACGGAUUGCUCGAAAGGAAGGGAGCCUACUACAACCUGGUCGAAGCACAACGCAUCUCAGCUGCCAAUCAGGGCAAGGACGAAGAUGAGGUUGCCAUUCUCGACGAACGAGAUGAUCAGCUGUGCAGUCCGGCCACUGAGAAGGGCAAUGCCUUUGACUCCGACCCCGACGAUGUAGAUCCCGCCAACAGGCUGAAUCGAACUCAGACUGGCAAGUCGGCAUCGAGCAUUGAACUGCAGAAGAGGAAGGCAGAGACAAAGGGAGAAUACUCACUUUGGACGCUCAUAAAGCUCGUCGGCAGCUUCAAUAAGAAGGAAUGGCACUUCAUGCUCAUUGGGCUCUUCUGGUCCAUCAUCGCUGGUGGCGGUAAUCCUGUACAGGCUAUCUUCUUUGCCAAGUGUAUCGUCGCCUUAUCCCGGCCUCCAAACGAAUAUGCGCAGCUCCGCAGCGAAGCGAACUUCUGGAGCGCGAUGUACCUCAUGCUCGGCAUCACUCAAUUCAUUUCGUUCUGGGGUCAGGGCAUUGCGUUUGCUUUCUGCUCCGAACGACUUGUCCACCGCAUCCGAGACCGAGCAUUCAGGACGAUGCUCAGGCAAGAUAUCGCCUUCUUCGACAAGGAAGAGAACAACGCUGGCGCGCUCACCUCGUUCCUGUCGACCGAGACAACCAAGAUUGAGGGCCUUAGUGGAGUCACUCUCGGCACGCUUCUCAUCGUCACCACUACCCUUGUCGCCGCCAUCGCGAUCUCCCUCGCCAUCGGAUGGAAGCUUGCUCUCGUCUGCAUAGCGACGAUACCGGUCCUUCUAGCAUGCGGUUUCUUCCGCUUCUGGAUGCUCGCAAGAUUUGAGACGCGCUCAAAGAAAGCGUAUGCCAACUCUGCCAGCUACGCUUGCGAAGCCACUUCGGCCAUCCGCACCGUUGCCUCCCUCACGCGCGAAGAUGACGUCUACCAGCAGUACCACGCAAAGCUUGUCGCACAACGCCAGAAGAGUCUCCGAUCCAUCCUCAGAUCAUCGAUACUGUAUGCGGCAUCUCAGUCUCUUAUGUUCCUCUGCAUGGCUCUCGGCUUCUGGUAUGGUGGCACCCUACUGGCAAGCGGCGAGUACACCAUGCUUCAAUUCUUCAUCUGCUUUACCGCCGUUACUUUCAGCGCCCAGUCCGCCGGCACGAUCUUCUCCUUCGCACCGGACAUGGGCAAGGCCAAGCACGCCGCCGCGGGUCUCAAGGACCUCUUCGACCGCAAGCCCGAGAUCGACUCGUGGUCUGAGGUCGGGCAGAGACUGAGCGGCAUGGAAGGCUCCAUCGAAUUCAGGGACGUACACUUCCGCUACCCGACGAGGCCUGAGCAGCCCGUACUACGUGGGCUGAAUCUCACGGUCAAGCCGGGCCAGUACGUUGCGCUUGUUGGCGCUAGCGGGUGUGGCAAGAGUACUACUAUCGCUCUUCUGGAACGUUUCUAUGACCCUUUGGUCGGCGGUGUCUACGUCGACGGCCGCGAGAUCUCGAGCCUCAACAUCACUGAUUACAGGAGCUACCUCGCGCUUGUUAGCCAGGAGCCGACACUGUACCAGGGCACUAUACGGGAGAACAUCUUGCUUGGCGCCGACAACGACGAUGUCUCUGAGGAGUUGAUCGUUCAGGCUUGCAAGGACGCCAAUAUCUAUGAGUUUAUUCUGUCGCUGCCCGACGGCUUCAACACCAUCUGCGGCAGCAAAGGCACGCUCCUCUCCGGCGGCCAAAAGCAGCGCAUAGCCAUUGCACGCGCCCUGCUCCGCGACCCGAAGAUCUUGCUCCUCGACGAAGCGACCUCGGCUCUAGACUCGGAGUCAGAGAAGGUCGUCCAAGCAGCCUUGGACGCCGCGGCGAAGGGUCGCACGACGAUUGCUGUGGCACACAGACUGAGCACGAUCCAGAAGGCUGAUAUCAUCUACGUGUUUGAUGGUGGGAGGGUCGUCGAGAGGGGGACGCACAGCGAGCUGAUCACGAAAGGCGGCAGGUACUUCGAACUCGUGUCUUUGCAGAGUUUGGGGAAGGCGCAUUAA